CCAUGAAGACCCAAAGGGAUAGCCCCUCCCUGGGGCGGUGGUCACUGGUGCUGCUGCUGCUGGGCCUAGUGAUGCCUCUGGCCAUCGUUGCCCAGGUCCUCAGCUACCAGGAAGCUGUGCUUCGUGCUAUAGAUGGCAUCAACCAGCGGUCCUCGGAUGCCAACCUCUACCGCCUCCUGGACCUGGACCCGAGGCCCACGAUGGAUGGGGACCCAGACACCCCAAAGCCUGUGAGCUUCACAGUGAAGGAGACAGUGUGCCCCAGGACAACACAGAAGUCACCGGAGGAUUGUGACUUCAAGGAGGACGGGCUGGUGAAGCGGUGUGUGGGGACAGUGAUCCUAAACCAGGCCAGGGACUCCUUUGACAUCAGUUGUGAUAAGGAUAAUAGGAGAUCUGCCCGGCUGGGCAAUUUCUUCCGGAAAGUUAAAGAGAAGAUUGGCGGAGGGCUUAAAAAAGUUGGCCAGAAAAUCAAGGAUUUUUUGGGGAAUCUUGUACCCAGGACAGCGUCCUAGUGUGUGCCCUACUCUAGCUCAGGCUUCUGGGCUCUGAGAAAUAAACUAUGAAAGCAAUUUCCUCAGGCUGC
Messenger RNA from Macaca mulatta (Rhesus monkey), 586 nucleotides. It is a transcript of the gene CAMP, whose product is annotated as cathelicidin antimicrobial peptide. Lineage: Eukaryota; Metazoa; Chordata; Mammalia; Primates; Cercopithecidae. Gene Ontology annotation, biological process: defense response to Gram-negative bacterium; antimicrobial humoral immune response mediated by antimicrobial peptide; innate immune response. Gene Ontology annotation, molecular function: lipopolysaccharide binding. Gene Ontology annotation, cellular component: extracellular region. The record is from RefSeq and is marked provisional.